This is a messenger RNA of Astyanax mexicanus (Mexican tetra), 1916 nucleotides long. RefSeq names its product scavenger receptor cysteine-rich type 1 protein M130-like. Lineage: Eukaryota; Metazoa; Chordata; Actinopteri; Characiformes; Acestrorhamphidae. The transcript is spliced from 6 exons. Gene Ontology annotation, cellular component: membrane. Bases 118 to 1770 code for a protein of 550 amino acids. The record is from RefSeq and is a predicted model, not a curated record.
AGUAUAAUAUGUGAUAUUAUUGUCUAACGUUUCUUUAUAUAAUAUACAGUAUAGGAGAGAACUUGCUCUUUUACGAGUCUCUUGGUUGUAAAUUCAGGUCAUACUCAGGCUCGGCUGAUGAACGGCUCAGACUCCUGUUCUGGUCGAGUGGAGCUCCAGUACCUCAGUGAGUGGGGUACAGUGUGUGAUGUAAGCUGGGAUAUGAGAGCUGCCAGUGUCCUCUGUGCUCAGCUGAAGUGUGGGAGUGCUGUGGCUGUGUUGGGGUCAGACUGGUUUGGGGAGGGGAGUGGCCGGAUCUGGGCGGAUGUGUUUGAUUGUCAGGGGAACGAAACACACCUGUUAAAAUGUCCCAUUUCAUCAUGGAGUCGAACUGCAUGCUCUCAUAAACAGGAUGUUGGACUCAUCUGCAGUGGUUCUUCUCUGGCGUCUCAUGAGGGAGGAGUGCGGUUGUCUGGAGGGAUGGAGUGUGAGGGGGAGGUAGAGGUUUUCUUCAGGCAGGACUGGAGGAGAGUUCUGCUGGACUCCUGGAGUGAGUCUGAGGUCUCUGUGGUCUGCAGACAGCUGGGCUGUGGUUCUGUACUCAACACCUCCAGCUCCUCUUCAUCCAGUCCUGAACACAGCUACAUGUGUGUGACGGGUUUCAACUGCUCUGGGAGUGAAGCUCAUCUGAGGAACUGCAGCAGCUCACAAGCAGUUAACUGCAGCUCCACAGAACAGCUCUACAUCACCUGCUCUGGCUACAGCUUCAUCAGGCUGGUUGGUUCUGGGGGAGACUGUGCUGGAAGGCUGGAGGUUUUCCACAGUGGAUCAUGGGGGACAGUGAGUGAUGAAUUGUGGGAUAUUGAGGAUGCGCAGGUGGUCUGCAGGCAGCUGCAGUGUGGAGUUGCCCUCAGUGCUCCAGUACCAGUACCAGCCCGGUUUGGAUCUGGAACUGGACCCAUAUGGCUGAAUGAGGUGGAGUGUGAGGGGAACGAGGCGUCUCUGUGGAACUGCAGAUAUCAGCUGUGUGGAGAGGAUGAAUGUGGACACAAGGAUGAUGUAGGAGUCGUCUGCUCAGAGUAUAAAGAGAUCAGACUGACUGAGGGCUGUGAGGGGAAUCUGGAGGUGUUCUAUAAUGGAACCUGGGGGAAUGUGUGUAACAAUGGGAUGGAUGUAGAAACAAUGGGUCUCAUCUGUCGGGAGCUGAACUGUGGAAGAUUUAAGACUGAGAGAGCUACCAAAGCACGAGUGGAAUCAGCUCCUAACUGGCUGGAUGAUGUAAAAUGUAGGAAACAUGACUCUACUCUGUUUCACUGUCCAUCUUCAUCCUGGAGUCAGAACAAUUGUGAUAGAAGCAGUGAGGUGACUCACAUUACCUGCUUCGGAGAGAAGAAACAGCUUGCAUUUGAAAACCUUCAAAAAUUCUUCUUAUUUCCAAACCAGGGUCAGUGCUCAAAUUACAUGCCUAUUAGGUUGAGAGGAGGAGAGGAAAUCUGUUCUGGGAGGUUGGAGGUGUAUCAUAAUGCUGAGUGGGGGUCUGUAUGUGCUGAUCUGUGGGACAUCAGGGAUGCUCAGGUGAUCUGCAGGCAGCUGGGUUGUGGGCCGGCGGUGAGUGCUAAUAGAAGAGCUGCUGAUGGUUCUGGUGGAGGAACUAUCUGGAUGAACAGAGUGAAGUGUAGAGGGAAUGAGAUUCACCUGUGGGACUGUCCUCAUUCCCUGAAGAUCCACACUGGCUGCUCCCACAGUGCUGGAGUCACCUGUGCAGGUGUGCGAGAACGUUUUUUAAUCUAGUAUUAACUUCUCUUAAGAUAACUAUGGUUAUGUUAAGCAGUGUACUCUGUAUUUCAGUCAGGUUCAAUAUUAUUAUUAUUGUGCUCCUCUGACCUGUAAAAGGGAGAAUAGCAUUUAUAUUAUGGCUGAUUUAGGCUCACAACACU